Siniperca chuatsi (mandarin fish) is the source of this 7766-nucleotide messenger RNA. It is a transcript of the gene ero1b, whose product is annotated as endoplasmic reticulum oxidoreductase 1 beta. Gene Ontology annotation, biological process: protein folding in endoplasmic reticulum. NCBI's taxonomy places the organism in Eukaryota, Metazoa, Chordata, Actinopteri, Centrarchiformes, Sinipercidae. Gene Ontology annotation, molecular function: thiol oxidase activity; protein-disulfide reductase activity; FAD binding. The transcript is spliced from 16 exons. Gene Ontology annotation, cellular component: endoplasmic reticulum membrane; endoplasmic reticulum. Bases 398 to 2035 code for a protein of 545 amino acids. The record is from RefSeq and is a predicted model, not a curated record.
AAAAAAAAAAAAAAAAUUAGUUAUCUAAUGAAAACCGCUUCGAUUUUUUCAAGCUAGACUUAUUAGCUGAAGAUGUUAUUUUACGCGUCAGAUUACACAACUUGUCACAUUAUGUAUUUAUUUACAGCCUUUCCCAUUUUACUGCAUAGCUGCUGGUUUCCGUAACUAACGUCCAUCUAAACAUUUACACCAUUUCGAGGUUUUACAGUAAAAGCAGUGGCGACGUGUACGACGAAUAAAAAAAAAAAAAGCAUAAAUAUCCCAAAUCACACUUCUUGACCUCCGAGACUUUAUUUUUGAUAUUUAUCCGAACUCCUUUCAUUAUUUCAGUAACAGAGUAGAAAAGCGUGGUGUGCUGUGAUUGGCUGUGGCAAGAGCUCCCGACUAUUGCCCUCUCAUGGGAGUUGUAGUCUUUCCCGCCGCAGCCAGCAAGCGCUCCCAACGGCCUCAGACCGGGAAGAGGACUACAAACUGGGAGGAGCCGAUGGAGGGGCGGGGUUUAGCGCGGCAGCUGGGUGUUUGGGGGGCGGGGCCUCGGGCGGGCAUGGCCCUGGAGGUCUGUAACGACAGCUCAGCCCACAGACAGAGCUGCUGCUGUGACACAUGGGCACCGAGUUCACUGAGAGGAAGUUUAAAACACAGAAAAACAGAAGCAGAGACCAACGGCAGCAUGCUGAGAGGGGUUUGCCUCUUCCUGCCUUUCCUGGCGCUCGGUGGACCGCAGCUCUCAGAGCUGACGGGAGUCCUGGACGACUGCUUCUGUGACGUCGAGAGCAUCGACGUCUUCAACAACUUCAAGAUCUACCCUCGCAUCAAGAAGCUGACGGAGAAAGACUACUUCAGAUACUACAGAGUGAACCUGAGGCGACCGUGUCCCUUCUGGCCUGACGACGGACAUUGCGCCAUCAAAGACUGCCAUGUGGAGCCCUGUCCAGAGAGUAAGAUCCCAGUGGGCAUCAAGUCUGGGAACUACAACAAGUACUCCCAGGCAGCGAAUACGAUGUCGGACAUGACGGAGUGCGAACAGGCCAAAGAACUGGGCGCGAUCAACAGCACCCUGAGUAACCAGAGUAAAGAGGCGUUCGCUGACUGGGCGAGACACGACGAUGCUCAGGACCACUUCUGCGAGCUGGAUGAUGAAACCUCUCCAGAUUCUGAGUAUGUGGAUCUGCUGCUGAAUCCGGAGCGAUUCACUGGAUACAAGGGUCCUUCAGCCUGGAGAGUCUGGAACAGCAUCUACGAGGAAAACUGCUUCAAGCCCAGAUCGGUGUACCGACCUCUGAACCCUCUGGCUCCGAGCAGAGGAGACGACGAUGGAGAGGGUUUCUACAAGUGGCUUGAAGGUUUGUGUUUAGAGAAGAGAGUUUUCUACCGGCUCAUCUCGGGCCUCCACAGCAGCAUCAACAUCCACCUGUGUGCCGAGUACCUGCUGAACGAGGGUUGGGGCCGGUCGGUCUGGGGCCCAAACGUUCAGGAGUUUCGACGGCGCUUUGACACGGCAGAGACGAAGGGCGAGGGCACGCGGCGGCUGAAGAACCUGUACUUCCUGUACCUGAUCGAGCUGCGGGCGCUCUACAAGGUGGCGCCGUACUUCGAACGAGCAUUUGUCAACCUGUACACUGGAAACGCUCAGGAGGACGGAGCCACCAAGGACCUGCUGCUGCAGGUCUUCAGUGAGAUCAGAACUUUCCCAAUGCACUUUGAUGAGAAGUCCAUGUUCGCAGGGCACAAAAUUGAAGCCAAAACAUUAAAGGAGGAAUUCCGCCUCCAUUUUAAAAACAUCUCCAGGAUCAUGGACUGUGUCGGCUGCAGUAAAUGUCGACUGUGGGGAAAACUACAGACUCAGGGUCUGGGUACAGCGCUGAAGAUCCUCUUCUCCGAGAAGGAGAUCCAGAACCUCCCCGAGCACAGCCCCUCGAAAGGCUUCCAGCUGACGCGACAGGAGAUCGUGGCCUUACUGAACGGCUUCGGCAGGUUGUCCACCAGUAUACAUCAGCUGCACAGUUUCCGCCUGCUGUUGAAGGAGAACAGGUAACAGAAGGCGAUGUUCCACCUGGCCAGUAGGCGGCGCCACAAAGAACUGCAAUAGUCUCUCCUCGCCCAGAAGAAGGCCUUUUUCACGGACAUCAGGACCAGCAGCGAACCCAACGACAUUCCUACAAACAGGCUCUGCCAAUGAUCUCUCUUUUCUCUCCUUCCUCCUCCUCCUCCUCCUCCUCCUCCUCCGUCUGGUAGAUCAUGAAUGUUAACUCCUCCGCCUACGUCAGAAAAGCCUCGAGGUUCUGAAAACUUCGCCUGACGUCUUUCUUUUUUUAUUUUUAUUUUCCUCUGCUGUGAAACUUGUCGGCCGGUGACGAACUCUGACCUUUUUUCAUUUUGAUUUUUUUUUUUUUUUGGUCUCUUUUGAGAAUCAGCAGGUCGGUUGUGACGUUCGACAGCCUGAAGGAAAUAAGGAAGGAAGUGAUGUAACAGGCCGUCGCAUCCUGUCGGAUUUUACACUCGUGAACCUGAGUCAGACCUUCGCGGCUCUUACGGAUGUGGAAACACUUGGUCCUGAGACAGGACUCGGGACCCGGUCGGGACAGACCCGGUUUGUCCGGAUAAAAGCUCGUCCGAACCGUCGGGACGCCGCUGCCUGAGUUUUUGUUUCUGGUUUAGUUUUUUUUUCCCUCUCCUCUCCUCUCUCGCCUUCUCCUGUUGUUUGUUGCUCAAAAGCCUGAGGAUCUGGACCAAUCAGCUCGUGUUUACCAUCUCAGGCCUAAUUUAUGUCCGCUCGCUAGAAGGUGUGUGUGUGUGUGUGUGUGUGUGUGUGUGUGUGUGUGUGUGUGUGUGUGCGUGCAGACGGAUGUGAGAAGUUGCCACUAGCCACAUGUUGCUGGGACGCAGCUGAUAAGAAGUCUGGCGGGUAGUCGGCCGUUUCUGCGGACCUUUGUGACUUUGAGGCGCCUUCAGACGAGGCGACGCCGUGUCGACAUCUUAUGUGCGAAGCGUCCACACGGCGCUUCCCCGUGCGGGUUUCAGCGACGACGUGAAGCGGAGCUCUUCUGUCCAGUCCAGCUGUUCAGGAUCUAACCUUAGACUAACUUCGCCUCCUGUUUGAGCGGUUUGUUUCGACGUUUCCCAGCUUGUAAAAAGGUUUUUCUGUUUUCGCGACACGCUGCUCGGAUGCAAAGUGAACGUACGAUGCGUUUGAUCAAUCAGUGUCGCCUGCUGAGCUGAAUCGGACCGAUCAGGACUCCGUAUCAGUGUAGUCACCAAACUCUCCUCGCUCAUUAGAUACGUGGCGUCGUGUAGCGCCGCUGCUCGUUUCCCCUGAAUAUUAUGUCUCACGAAAACUGAAUCGUUUCUUCUGACGUUAGCGGAGGCGUUGUUUAUUUAUCCCUUGAGGCGGGGCGCUUUCGAAUAAAUAAAUCGAAUUAACUCAAUCAAUACGAAAGGUUGUUUAUGCACGACGUGUGAAAAAAUGUAAAACGUUAUGGAAACAGAGUUAUUACAACAUGACAAAAAGUGGAAACUCUGGAUCCAAAGUCGCCUCAAAGUCCCGUUUCCUCUGCUGCUCACUCCGAACACCGACGCCGGAGGCCAAUCGAUAUGUGUGAGUUAAAUAUCUGAUACCAAUAUAAUGAUUUUAGACAUUUUUAAAGAAUUGUACCGAUCUGGAAGAGUUACAGUUGAACUGAAGCCGUGACCCGUGCGAGGCGCGCAGUGCUUCAACACGGAACUGUUAAAACGUGGCCGGUCAGUUGUAGCCGCUGUGGCUAGUGGACGCCAACGCGUCUGUGUGAGCGCAAAGAUCACCGAAACGUCACGUGACCUCGCCGCACUGGACGUUUAAUAAUCAGUUCGGCUCGUCUGUAGACGUUUCUCAGACGGAUUAAACCGAACGCACGCGUUUAACCGCCGCGCCGCGUGAUACUUCUGAUUUAAACAGAUUUCAUUCAUUUUUAGCAAAGGAGCUGAACACAGUGUGGGAAGCCGGACGCUUCGGUGGUGUUUGCACGUGUGUGUGUGUGUGUGUGUGUGUGUGUGUAACUGUGUGUGUAGAUCAUCAACAGUUGCAGCUAUAAAAUAAGACUUGAUUCCACAGUUAAAUAACCAUAAACUUGAUACAGUAGCAGAUUUUCGCUCCUGUGCGAUAAUUAACUAAUGAUUCUUUUUGUGUUUGGAUGAAUGUUGCUGCCCGUCCGUCCGUCCGUCCGUCCGUCUAGUUGCUGCUGUAUAUUUUGUAAAAGCGCCGCCUAGUUUUCUCCAGCACUGUUUUCGCUUCAGCCAUGUUGUCUUAAAGCACGACUUCGAAUCGAGAAAGAUUUAUUAGAUUUAUUUAAACAGAAAAGCUAGGAUUUAUUAGUUUCUCUUGAGAUUAAUUAUUGCUUCAGUAUUUUAUCUCGCGCUGUGAGUUUGAGUGAACCGGACGGUGCGAUGGCGGAGGGAUUAGGGGGGUUUUAAUAGAGCGUGCUGGCAGACCAGCAGGAGGGUGGAGGUGUUUCAGCAGCAGAUCCUCUGGGACCAGCUCACUGCAAAAAAACCUCCUCCUUUAAGGGAGAGUCUGGUGGUGGUCUGUAUUUUUCUCACAUGUUCAGACUCAAACCAACAACACGUCAGUCCGUCUCUCAGUGCCGUCUCACUUCCUGUCUGCGGCUCUCAGCUGCGAGCCCGUUGGUUCCUGCUGAAGACGUAAAUCUUUAAAAACUCCUCACAGAUCUGUAGUUUCCUGUUUAAAAAGGCUCAGUAGUUUCCUCAAACAGCUGCUCGCUGUAGUUUUUAUCAAACAGGAGGAAACAGAGCAUCUGUUGGGGACUAUUUCCAGCGGCGGAUGAAUCCACAUGUGGUGCUGUAGUGAGUGUUUGGGGCAGCAGGACGGUGUGUGUGGGGCGGAGGCAGAAUAAACUACAGUGUGUGUGUUCAUGGUGAUGAAGGAACAUGUCACCCAGUGCAGCAGAGCGGCUCGCUGAUGAGUUUUAAUAGUUUCUGGACGACGAUGGAGGAAGAAGAUCCAUCAGCUGCGAUUCACACACUGAUGUUAGCUGAGACGUUCAUGAUGGUUUGGUGUUUUCACGGGGUUUGUUGACAAUAAGAAAAAUACAGAAUAUCACCAGACUCGUACUUUAACAAGGCGUUUCUUGGGACAGCGAUAUCUUGAAACAACUGAAUAGACGUGAAUAUCAUGAUGGACUCCUGUAACGAUCAAUAAGCAACGGCAAACAAGCAAAGGACGCAGAGCGGGUCUGCGUAGGUUUCUGAAACCUGGGUAGAGCUGCCACCACAGCUGGGUGUGAUGGGCCGAGACACCUGUCGUGAAGUUUGCUAUUCACACAUUAAAUUUCUUAAAAUUCGACUUUUUAUUUCAGGCAGCAAGUCGAGGCUUUGUGAACUGAGCUCGGUAAUUAUAGAUGUUGUUGCAGUCGGCCCCCAGUGGCUGUUGGAGGAACUGCGGGUCGGUGUGUUUUGUUCGCCGACGCUCUUCGGCUGUGGCGUCGCAGCUUCGGGGAGUUAAAGAGUUAUAUAAGGUAUAGUAAAGAGUUUAAAAAGACGACGCCGGCCUCAGCUGGUGGACAGACGGGUUUAUGAGGCAGAUUCAGUCACAUUUUGACGCUUAUUCCAGUCUGAGUUUGUUUUGCUCAGCAGUAAAAUUAUGAAGUGGACCAAAGAAUUUUAAGUUAACUACAUUUUUAUUUAAUGUAUUUUUGUUUGUUUGCGAUGAUCAGGAAGUCUUUUUACUUUACUGAUUCUUUGAUCGUUUGGAGACGCGAUGUUACGAUAAGUUCAUACAGUAUAAAUGAGGGUUAGGCUGAAAUAUUACUUAUAUAUUUUUUGGCUGUUUUUAAAAUCUGAAAUAGGAUUAAAAAGGAAUUAAAAGUUAAAAUAUGAAAAGCGUGGCCGUGUCGCGUGCCAUAACGCUUCUGUUUGCGGUGGUGGUUCAUUAAUGUUGUUUAAAAUAUUUUAAAUAUCAGCCGCUAGCAGCUUUAGUCCCAAAUCAGGUUCCUCUCUGUUUGCCCUGAGCUUUGUCUCCCAGGCUUCCUCCUCGCUACAGAUCCCUCCUCCUCCUUUCGGCCAAACCCGAAUCAUAACGCGAAGCUUUAGAUCGGUAGAGCUUGUUAUGGUCCGGCAUCUAAAUCUGAAAAAUCUAACGAUCUGUUGGAGGUCAGAGCGGGAAGGGGCGAGUGAAACAAACGGCAGCGGCGGGAGCCGAAGGGUCAGACAGGAAACAGGAAGUUGAGCGAAAUAUCUGCUGAUUGUGUCAAAUGUGAAGUUUUGAGCCUGAUGGCAGAGAGGAAGCAGCUUCUCAGUUGGUGUUUUUGAGAAAGAUGGUUUGCGUUCGUGUGGAUCAAACUGUGUGUGUGCGUGAGGAUACGGAGGCCCGAGUGUGACAACUGAAUCAUGGAAAAACUUUUUUCAGUGAGUCGAUCAUAACGGAUUAAAUAAUUGAUUACGUUUUAUAAAGUGAAUUUGUAAAAGCUUUGUUUAAAAAGUAAUGAAAUAAUUCUUAAAUGUGCCAGUUGACAAUUAAGUUUGACUAUUCUGCCUUUUGAAUGAUAAAUUCAUGGAUUUGUAAAAUUAUUUUUUAAAAGGCCUUUAAAUUUAAUUUCAAUUUGUUGGUUUUUUUUUUAAUUCAGUUUUAUCCUUUUUUUUGGUUCAUUUUAAUUUUUGAAAACGUUUUUUUUUUUUUUUUUAUCUUAAAGUAAAUCAAAUGUGCGGAAAAGUGCGAAUAUAACAAAAACUAUAAAAAAAGAAAAAUGAAACACAAAAAAAGCCUUUUUGAAAAUAAUUUACAAAUCCACUUCGAGGCUCAUUGAUUUAUUCGUCACGUAAACACAAAAUAAUUAAAUUAAGUGACACAUUUAAUUAUUGUAUCACUCUUUCAGUUUUUAACUGCACCAUUUAAUUAUAGUAACUAGUAACUAAGUAACUAUAUAUAUAUAUAUAUAUAUAUAUAUAUAUAUAUAUAUAUUUUCUAAAUGAAAGUCUAAGCAUUUGAAUCUUUUAAGCAACUGAAACCUAAAUGUUAAAUUUAUUCUCUACUGAAAACUUAAUGUUAAAAUUACUGAAAUAUUUUACUUUGAAAACCAUCUGAAUUUAUGUGGUUUGAAUUCCCUUCUUUGAUUUCAUAAACUUGAUUUUAUUUUUUAUUUUUUUCGGGCUCCGAAACUGUCCGUUAUUCCAAAAACUGUAUUUAAGUUGUUAAGUUCAACUUUUCUGUUUCAAAUCUAAAACUUUUACGUCAAAAAAUCUGAUCGGAUCGGUUGAAUUCAGACGCUAAAUUUCAAGAUUAAACUUCUGACUUAAUGCGUCCGAAGUGCCAAAGUUAAGAGCCUGAAUGAAACUGACCUUUUCUAUCUAAGUUUGUGAAGUAAAAAAUAAAUAAAUACAAUUUUUGAAAUUACAAAAUUUUAAAUAAUCAACUGGAAAUUCAGAUGGUUUUUCAAAGUAAAAUAUUUCAUUUCAGUGAUAUUAAAAUGUUAGUAAGUACUCAGUAGUUCCUACAUUUCACAAAUAUUCAGUUGCUUAUAAAAUGUAAAUGAUUACGAUCUUUUUUUGCUUCCAUACGUUAUCAGUUAUAACUAAUCCGGACAGUUUAUUAUUAUUAUUAUUAUUUGGCGUCACCUUCCAGCCUCCAUAAGACCGAGUCUGUCUUUGUUUGUUCGCGGGACGAGUCUGCAUGCCUUCCUCCGAGCCUCGCGUGCCCUCCAGCAGCUGGACGUCCCGCUCGGUCCGCUCGGCCGCCUUAAAACUAAAUCGCUUUUUUGGAAAAAGACAAAAAAAACAAC